This is a messenger RNA of Hippoglossus stenolepis (Pacific halibut), 3165 nucleotides long. Its product is annotated as ras-related protein Rab-8B. Gene Ontology annotation, cellular component: plasma membrane; endosome; synaptic vesicle. The coding region runs from base 180 to 800 and encodes 206 amino acids. Gene Ontology annotation, biological process: Golgi vesicle fusion to target membrane; protein localization to plasma membrane; regulation of exocytosis. Gene Ontology annotation, molecular function: GTP binding; GTPase activity. The record is from RefSeq and is a predicted model, not a curated record. NCBI's taxonomy places the organism in Eukaryota, Metazoa, Chordata, Actinopteri, Pleuronectiformes, Pleuronectidae. The transcript has 8 exons.
GGUGUAUUCCAGUCAGCUUGAAGCGGAACCGUUUCCUGCUCCUGGGUCCGUGUCAGUGGAGACCAGCCCGGAACCAGAGACCAGCCCGGAACCAGAGUCCAGCCGAGCCGGGGGUCGAGCAGAGGCCCGGACACAGUGAGGAGGCUCCGUUACCGGAAACACCGGGACAACUCGGGAGGAUGGCGAAGACGUACGACUAUCUGUUCAAACUGCUGCUGAUCGGGGACAGCGGCGUCGGUAAAACCUGCCUCCUGUUCCGGUUCAGCGAGGACGCGUUUAACACCACGUUCAUCUCCACUAUCGGAAUUGAUUUUAAAAUCAGGACGAUAGAUUUUGACGGAAAGAAAAUCAAACUUCAGAUAUGGGACACGGCGGGUCAGGAGAGGUUCAGGACCAUCACAACAGCCUAUUACAGAGGAGCCAUGGGCAUCAUGCUGGUGUAUGACAUCACCAACGAGAAAUCCUUCGACAACAUCAGGAACUGGAUCCGGAACAUUGAGGAGCACGCGUCCUCCGACGUGGAGCGAAUGGUUCUGGGAAACAAAUGUGACAUGAACGACAAGAGACAAGUGUCCAAAGAACGAGGAGAGAAGUUGGCGAUAGAUUACGGAAUCAAGUUUUUAGAAACCAGCGCAAAGUCCAGCAUCAACGUGGAGGAGGGCUUUUUCACACUCGCCAGAGACAUCAUGAUGAGACUGAACAGAAAGAUGAACGACAAUAACCCACCAGGUGGCGCUGGUCCAGUGAAGAUCACAGAGUCUCGCUCGAAAAAGAGUUUCUUCAGGUGUUCACUGCUGUAGAUGGAGCCUUCGUCCUCCUCCUCCUCCUCCUCCUCCUCCUCCCUCCUCCUCCUCUUCCUCCUCCUCCUCCUCCUCCUCCUCCUCCUCCUCCUCCUCCCCUGCAGCAGGAGGAACAUCAGAACUGUGGAAACAUGAGGAACUAAACAGGCUCCUCCUCCUCGUCGCUCUCUCUCUGAAGAAGAGUUUGUAAAGAAAGAGAACGCAAGUGACGAUGAGGAGGAGGAUGAAGAUGCAGAGCUUUGUUUGAAGUUUUCAUGUUUUAAUAUUAUUUUCUUUCAUAGUUUAAAAGUUUCAGCACUGAAUUUAUUUUUCAAAGAUCGAAGCCUUAAAGGAUCAGAAAAUCAUUUUAUAGAUUUUAUUCAUAUAUAAACUUAGAAUUAUAUUUAUAAUUUUGAUUAAAUUAUGAAAAAGUAUGAUCAUUUAUUUUUAAAGUCUUUGGGUUGAAGUUCCAUCAGUUUUUAUGUUUCACUGUUGAAACGAGUUCACGGCAGGAAAAAUAAAAUUUAGAAAUUUAGAAGUCGAUCAUUUAAAAUGACUUUUGGAAAAUAGAGAAUCUAAACUAAAAAUUUACAAAGGUUAAAAGUUCUGAUUCUUUAAUCAGUUAAUUUUUGAAUUGAGUCAAACAUAUUUAUUUAUAAUUUCAAAUUUGAAACACUUACAUUUUAUUUCCAUUUAUUUAUUAUCGAUCAUAUUUCAUCUCGGAUUCAAUUUUUCAUCCAUUUUACUUCAGUUAAAUAAUCCUGGUCAUUAACGAUUUCUUUAAUAUGUCUUAACUGAAUUAUUUCAAUGACAAAACUAAAUUUAUAAAAUAAGAGUUAUGCUAAUAUACAUAUUAAUAGUUAGAUAUUUUUUAUUCAUAUAUAAUGAACAGACUGAAGAGAAAACAGUGAAGAAUUAAUAAUGAAAAGAAACGAGGACUGACAGUACUGAAGAAGAUGAAGGAAUCAAAUGUCAAACAGAAAAGUUAAAACUGCGUCGUCAUGAUAACGUUAUUAAUUAAUCAUAUAUUCGUCUCCGCCAUUUAACCCUUGAUGGCCGGGAUGAAGGUUGAGCUGGAGCCAAUCACAGCUGUUAUUGGGCGAGAGGCGGGGUUUGACCUGGUCUCCAGCGAAUCACAGGACAAACAUACAGAAACAAAGUUAUUGAUUAACUGAUUAUAAUAAAACAUUGGAAUGAUUAAUCUUCAUCUUCAUCAUCAACCUGUUUUAUUUUACUGUCGUCAUGUGACUGAAGGAAUUUAAAUCAUAAGGUGUUGAACUGUGUGACGUGUUUACAGACUCACUGCAGCAGUAUUAUUAUUAUUCAUCAACUAUCAACCAGUUCUAUUAUUAAUCAGUUAUUAUAUUAUCAAUCAUCUUAUUGUCUUUAUUAACUCGCGUCCUGCUGCUCUUUGUAUUUUUUAAUGAUGUUUCUAUCAAACUCAUUUUCAUUCAAGGUCACAUCAAUCAAGCUGAUCAAUAUUAUUAAAAAAUCUAUCAACCUGAUUAAUAUUAUUUUAAAAAACACUUAAUAUUUAUGUCUUUCAUUAAAAAUUCACCAGUAUUUUGUUUUUCUAAUACAUUAGUCUAAUCUUCACCUCCUGACUUCAAUAACCAUCGUUUAUGUCGUUCAUGUUUUUAUAAGAAACAAAACAAAGUAUAUUUUAUUUUUUUAACUUUUAUUUUGUUCUUCAGUGUUUUUUCUGUGAAAUGAGAGAAAGUUCAAAAUGAAGACUUUUAUCAUAAAGUCUAGAAACUGUUUGAUCAGCUGAUCGAUAAGAAUCUGCUUCAUUUCAGCUUUUUCUCUUUUUACUGAUUAUUUUCUGUUUCAUUAUAAAACUUUGUUUUUUAAUUUGUUUAAAUGUUUUUAUUUUCACUUGGUAACUAUUCUAUGCAAAAAUGUCUUAUAAUGAUAAAAAGUGUCGAUGUUUAUAUUAUUGAAGAAAAUUGUCACUUUUAUUUUCACAUUAAAAUCUGAGUCUGAUAAAGUCUGAGAUUUUUACACAGAAAACUUUUACUUCAAAUAAUUUUUUGCUUCAGUUUCAUUCAAAUCUAAAAAUUGAGAAUCAACAGAAAAUCUGAAAAUGGAAAAUGUAUUGAUCCGUGCAGAUUCUUUCCUGAGACAUAAAUUCAUCCAGGAGCUGAAUGUUUACACGUUAGAAUGUUUUCUUUUUAUUGAUCCUGAUUUUUUUGUGUAAAAAUCUGUAGAUUUACGUGUUUUUCUUGGAGUGAAAAGUUUUCCGGAAGCUUUAAUUGUGAAAAGAAAUCACUGUGGACGUUUGCGCUCAUCAUCGCUGUGGUGACCUUUGACCUCCACUUCCUGUUUGUGAUGUCACUGCAACUGAUUGUACAAAAAAUGAAAUAAAAGACUUUUUCUAUCAACUUCA